Messenger RNA from Symbiodinium sp. CCMP2592, 1521 nucleotides. Lineage: Eukaryota; Dinophyceae; Suessiales; Symbiodiniaceae. The record is from the annotation of a GenBank genome assembly.
AUGGAGGCAUGUGGAAGGCAUUUUCAUGAAGGCCUGAAGCUGAAGAAGGCAACACAAGUCAAAGCAAGGACCUGGGGUGACCUGAGAGUCUCUGACAAGUCCGACCUCCGAAGAGGGUCGGGCACCUUCGGCUUGAUUCCAGGUUGUUUCGUGGCACCCAAGCUUUCCAAACGAUGUGCAAGAAAAAGUCAAAAGGAUGCGAGAAGAGAGCUACAUCAGCCAAGUCGAAAGUAUCCUGGGUUGUGGUGGGCGUGCGUUGCCGCAUUGCCGGGGAGCUUUCAGUAUGGCUGGGCCUUAUCAGUGAUCAACGUGCCGCAAAGCAGUAUUUGCGCAUCGCUGGCUUUGGCGGACAGUUCGUUCGCAUGGUCGCUGUUGGUCGCCAUUCUGUCGCCUUCUGCACUUCUUGGGGCUUGGUUAGGGCCAGCAGUCGUGCGUCGCUUCGGGCUGGUGAGAGCCCUCCGCAGCACAGCGGCCUUCUUUGUGAUGUCUGGGCUGCUCUUUCCUUUGUCGGCGAAGGCCGCCAGCAGCAGUUUCUCGCUGGCCUACGGGCUUUUUGCACUGGGCCGGGUAGUUGCAGGUGUUGGAGGUGGAGCAGCAACUGUGUUCGUUCCGCUGUACUUGGGUCAGAUUGCUCCACUGGAGCUUCGUGGAGCCAUCGGCAACUUGCACCAGGUCGCCAUCGUCUUCGGGCUUUUGGUCGCGCAGCUGGCUGGCGCCACUUUGUCAUGGCCAUGCGCCCUGGCACUCGCAGCUUCUUUCGGCAUAGUCCAGAUUCUUCUCAUGCCGCGGCUUGUAGGCGUCCAGGAGAAGCGCGCCCAGGAGUCCGAUGGGAACGAAGCGAUCGGAGAGAGCACGGGCUUCCAAGCGCUGCGGACAGACAGCCGAGUGCGACGGCCUCUGUACAUGGCGAUCACUCUUAUGGCCUUGCAGCAAUACAGUGGCAUCAACGGAAUUUGGUUCUAUAGCACAGAAUUCUUUGCACGUGCUGGGCUCGCCAACCCCCUCGCCGGCACACUUCUUUCGUCCUUGGUGUUCAUGCUGGCGACGUUUCUGUCCGUGCCACUUAUUGAGCAGGCAGGGCGGCGAGCCCUGAUGCUGCGAGGGCAGGCAGGGGCGCUCCUGUCAUUGUCCCUCCUGACGCUGGCGCUCUGCCUAAAGUCGGUGGGGUGUCUCGUCACCUUGCACAGCUACCUGAACAUGCUUGUCGUCACGGCAGUACUUGGGUUCGUGACGUCGUUCGCGAUCAGCUUGGGGCCAAUCCCAUGGCAGAUUGCGAAUGAGAUCUUUCCUCUGCGCUGCCGGGCGGAGGCACAGUGCCUCAUAGCUUCGUUCUGCGAGGUCUUCAAUGCGAGCGUGGCUCUGGGCUUCCCUGUGUUGCAGCGCUGCCUGGGAUCGCAGCUCGCGUUCGCACCCAGCGUUCUGGUUCUCCUCGCUGGAAUACUAGUUGUCAAGAAGCAUCUGCCAGAAACCAAGAACCGAGAGGUGGAGGAUAUCUUGGUGGACUUCAAUCGGCGAACGUGA